AUGGGUAGGAAGAUAGAGAUUAAGAGGAUAGAGAACACAACGAGACGUCAAGUGACAUAUUCGAAGAGGAGGAGUAGUUUGAUCAAAAAGGCUAAUGAGAUCUCUGUGUUUUGCGACAUUGAUGUUCUUCUCCUCGCAUUCUCUCAUUCUGGUCGAGUUAACACCUUCUGCAGCCGAGAGAGGAUUGGGGAUGUGCUUGAACGUUAUAUGAAUCUACCAACCACUUCUAGAUAUCCAAUCAAACACUUGGAGGAACAGAUUAAGACGAAGAAAUCAGAGAUAGGGAUCCUACACCACAAACUCAAGGGAUUCGAGCCUGAUGAAGAAAAUGUUUCACUCUCUCAAGUUUUGUCUUUGGAAGAACACUUCAAGAACUCUUUGAAACUAGUCAAGAACAGAAAAAAAUUCUUGAUCGGUAAUCAUUCAUCAUCCCCAUCUACUGAAUUAACAAGUGAGAAUGAUAAUGAUCAGAACAUUGAAGAGGCUGAGACAAUCAUUAGGAGAGGACCUCGUGAUCAUCAACAUGAUCAAUUACAAACUGUUCUGCAAAACAUUGAGGAGAAUCAACUCAUCUAUGAGCUGCAAAACCCUACUUCAAGCCAGAUUGUACUGCAACUUGAUCCUUGGCUUAAUAAUGAUGCUGCUCCACACAGGUGGUCGAGGGCUCGAGACCUAGUCGCACAGGAAGAAGUAACUUUUGCAGGAAAUGAAGUUCAUGGAGUCUCCAACAACAGUACAGACAGCCUCCCCGCAGUCACUACUGGUUUUUCUUCCAAUACUGUUCAGUACUCCAAUUGGUUCACUCCACAAACAAAAAUUAGUAGUAAUUAUGGUCUGAAUAUUAAGGUCAAUCCGAGCGCGGAGAGUACUACUGGUGUGGCACCACCAAUGUCUCACUAUGAUGCAAUCACUACUAAUGAUCAGCUGAACUGGUUUCCAAGCUCUGAUUACAACAAUAUUGCUGCGCCUCUACCUUCAAGCUCCGCGGGUGCCAGGAUCAAUGCAACAGGCAGCUCUGAACCUUGCUUCAUGACUAAUGUUGAUGCUGCAAAUUACAUUCCCACCACAAUCAAUGGCAAUGAAAUCAGUGAAAACAACAAUGGAAGCAAUAUUUCUACCAUUGAUCAAGUGAUUCCAGUAGCAGAAUCAUCUGCGCAGGCUGAGACAAGGAACAACAACAACAUGUGCACUACUGCUGCAGGAAACCAGGCGGCCGUGGAUGGGUUCAGCUGCUGGGACUUGGAUGACUCCAUUUUGCUACAGAAUUUGAACUUCAGGGAUCUUGACAUUAUAUUUGAUUGA
This is a messenger RNA of Tripterygium wilfordii, 1302 nucleotides long. Its product is annotated as agamous-like MADS-box protein AGL30. Gene Ontology annotation, biological process: regulation of transcription by RNA polymerase II. The record is from RefSeq and is a predicted model, not a curated record. The coding region runs from base 1 to 1302 and encodes 433 amino acids. Gene Ontology annotation, molecular function: protein dimerization activity; DNA-binding transcription factor activity, RNA polymerase II-specific; RNA polymerase II cis-regulatory region sequence-specific DNA binding. The transcript has 10 exons. Lineage: Eukaryota; Viridiplantae; Streptophyta; Magnoliopsida; Celastrales; Celastraceae.